UCCCCGCUGCAGAUGUGCAACAUCCCGUGCCUGAGCACACAGCUCGACCUGCUGCUGACUCUGAGAGAGCUUCCGCUCAGCAUGAACGACCUGCAGCCACUGAUUAACCAGAAGAUCAGAAUGUGCACGCAGCUGAACAACUGCAGGUCAUUUGUUUCCGUGCUGGAGUACCUCCUCACCAUUGGCAAUUACCUCAACGAGAACGCCAGGAAGGGAAAGGCCAAGGGAUUUCGCCUCUCCUCCUUAGCUAAACUCUCUCAGCUCCGGGGGAAAGACAGGAAGUUCACCUUGCUUCAUGCCCUUGUGGAGCAGAUCAUGUUGCAGGAACCUUCCCUGGCCGCUUUUACCCAGGAGUUGGCAGAAUUUGAAACUGUCCCGGGAGCUUCCAUUAAAGGCUUGACCGCAGAGGUUGACGUGCUGAAGAAUGAACUGCAGAAAGUCAUUCAGUAUGAAAAAACUUUCAAGAACAAAAAUGCUGGAGGUCAACACCCACAAUUCUACAAAGACUUGAAGAUGGCGAUUGAAAAACAUAAAACCAAUCUGUCAGCGCUGACGAAGACGCGUGAUGAAAUGAAGAAACUCUACUCUGUCAUACUGGUGAAAUUCGGAGAGCCGGCGGACCAAGACUCUCAGGAGCUCUUUGGGCUGAUCUGUCAGUUUGUCCACGACUUCAAGGAGGCCCACGCUGAAGUGAUAUGAGUAUAGAGAAACCGCUGAGACUGCAGCGAUGCUUAUUAAACAAACCAAAGAGAGGUCUGAUUGUCUUAGUCACACUCCAGCGAGACGACUCCAAACGCUCUAACUUUCAAUGCAGUGUUUGGUAUAAGUAGACUGUGCUUGGAUUUAUAUUUGUUCAACAUGUUUGUAUUCUUUUCCCGUGAUGCUGCACAGAUGUAUUAUAAAGGCCAUUGUGAGUGAUGUAUUGUAAAGAUGUACAGUAUGUGUAUAGCUCAUGCACCUGGAGGAUGACUCUGUGAAAUAUAAAACGGAUCUAUGUCACAUUUAUAUUCGGUUUGAUUUGGGAUGAAUUGAUGUUUACUGAUGUUUCCAGACGAAUCAGGAAUGCAUUUUGAUAAUCCAGUGCUGUGUAUGCCGAAGAGUGCUGCUAACACCCACAGCUGUCUGCUGGCGGGAGAACAAAACACACUUCCCUUCAGACGGGAGCUGUGGCUGGCGUACUCCGGCUGUGUGAUUAUUCCGAACAUGCAAUCUCUCUGUGAUCGGGGACGUUCCCUGUCCCGAUGAUCCAGGAGGAGCUCCAAGGCCGCCUCUGAUUUAGAAAAACGCAUCUGCACUGUGGAAUGAUGAGAAAGACUAAAUUCACCUUCAAAAAAGGCAGAAAGAUACUCUGAGCUCGGUUUGGAACUGAUUUAUGUGCUGGACAGCUUUGUGUGUGUGACAUUUAAUCUGUUUUAACAACAACAACAACACUGAUUCUUACUGUGCACUGUUGUAUAAUAAACUAGACCCCUUACUGA
Molecule: messenger RNA, 1478 nt
Organism: Eleginops maclovinus (Patagonian blennie)
Lineage: Eukaryota; Metazoa; Chordata; Actinopteri; Perciformes; Eleginopidae
Exons: 7
Coding region: 13-699 (228 amino acids)
Source: RefSeq, a predicted model, not a curated record